Syngnathus typhle (broad-nosed pipefish) is the source of this 2220-nucleotide messenger RNA. RefSeq names its product solute carrier family 25 member 51b (gene slc25a51b). The coding region runs from base 224 to 1144 and encodes 306 amino acids. The record is from RefSeq and is a predicted model, not a curated record. The transcript has 2 exons. Lineage: Eukaryota; Metazoa; Chordata; Actinopteri; Syngnathiformes; Syngnathidae.
ACGUAAUUGCUAUGACAGCGUACAGAAGAGAGAAGAAGAAAGACCUGUUGCAGGGGCUGCAGACACGACCUAGGCCAGUGGCCUAUUUCCUCUGCAGGAAAGUGGGCUGGCUGCUCUCCACCUGUCAGGGGGACAGGACAGCGACUGGUCCAUACGACAGAUCUUUAUCGAUGAGAGCAGUUCUAAUGUGAUGCUCAAGGAGCAUUGAUUCUUCCUUGGCACCAUGGACUCUCCAUCAACGCAGACUCCUCCACCGUCGGCCUCUUUGGCUAAAGGAGGUCACCCCCUGCUUUCUACGGGACCCCUGAGCGCCAUUCUAGGACCUCAUGGAAAGCAUUACCUCUGUGGCUCCAUCGCAGCUUUCACCAACAUCAUGGUGACCUUCCCCAUCCAAAAGGUUCUCUUCCGCCAGCAGCUGCACGGCGUGCUGGCGCUCGAUGCGGUACGACAGCUACAAAGGGAAGGACUUAGGAAUCUUUACAGGGGGCUGCUUCCCCCGCUACUCCAGAAGAGCACCACCGUGGCCAUCAUGUUCGGCUUGUACGAGGACUUCUCCCGAGUUCUUCUGGAGCAGGCCGACGGCAGCGGCGUGCCGGAGCUGGUCACGCGAAGCUUUGCCGCUGCAUUGGCGGGAACAGCGGAGGCCUUCCUGGCCCCCUUUGAGCGUGUGCAGACGCUCCUUCAGGACCACCGGCACCACGGACGCUUCAACAACACAGCCCACACCUUCAGGACACUUCUGAGCGAGUACGGUGUCCGGGAGUGCUACCGCGGCCUGGUGCCCAUAUUGCUCCGCAACGGCCCGAGCAACGUGCUGUUCUUCGGCCUGCGAGGACCCAUAAAGGAACAGCUCCCCGAAGCCACCAGCCGGGCCAGUCACCUCGUUAACGAUUUUGUAUGUGGGGGCGUUCUAGGGGCGGCGCUUGGCAUCAUGUUCUACCCGUUAAACGUCAUCAAGUCGCGGGCUCAGUCUCGGGUAGGCGGAGCCUUCCAGCCGUGCCGGCAGGUGCUGCUCACGGUGUGGCGGGAGCGUGGCGGGAGCGUUGCCAUGCUCUUUCGAGGGGCCCACCUCAAUUACCACCGUUCGCUCCUCUCCUGGGGUAUCAUCAAUGCCACCUACGAGCUGCUGCUGAAGCUCAUAUGAAAAAGAAAAAAUGCGUGGCAGAUCGAGUCAGGAGGAGGAGGACAUAUGAAUAAAGUGAGACAUGGCGUCAUCUGAUGUUUCCAGAGAGAUGACGCUGCACUUCCAGAGGCAUGACUUUAUCCACCUGUCACAUGAUUUCAACUGUAUGCAAGGGUCCAAUGGGGGUAAAAACAAGUCUUGCUUUUUCCUCUAUGUUGAAAAUUUCCAGCCUACCACCUUUUUUGUUUACAGUAUCAAGCUAAAGUGAUUUGAGGACUUUCAAGUGUUGUGCUUGCUGUGUGUGUUUUGUGGAAUAUUAUUUUCGUUGGUUUGCGUUAGAACAAGCACUAAUUUGUCCGCAUCACCAUUACCGAAUUCUCCCAGAGAAUUGUCCAAAAUGCGGAAUAAACGGAUUGUCCCUUUAAUUUAUUUGACCUAAUGCUUUACUUCAGCUACAUGCAACUUGAACGGGAGUAAGCCUAAAAAGAAAAAACUGUCGUGACCAUCUUGUCAGUACAAUUAAUUAGCAUUUUAAUUAGCAAUCUCAGCAGCCGUACACAGACCCACAAUCAUGAUGACUACGUGCUGCUGCCGCUGCUGUAGUUGUAUUUAUUAGUAGGAAAGUAUUUAAUAUAAUUAGCUCCAAAACUGCCCCUUCUUUCUUUUUUUGAUUUUUAUAUUUGACACUGGCAUUUAUUUUGGGCUCUGCACUCGCUUCGGAAUAUGUCCUUCCUUAUGUCACGCUUGCUCUCCUCUGCUAUCUGUAACAUCUGUUGACAUAAUGGGCUCACAUUUCACACUUGAGUAGCCGCAGCCAGUCAGCAUGCAGCCGUCCGUCCGUCCCUGACCGCCCGGAGAGGCGCACAGUUUGGGUGCGCAGAACCAUCAGGGCAGCAGAAGAAAAUGUUCAGUGGCACAAAAAGCUCAAGCUGCCAUGUAAAUGGACCACUUGGCCUAUUUCUAAACUUCUUUUCAUUAUCAACAGUCUACAAAGUGUUGCCUUUUAUAAGGUUGGGCUUUAUGUACAUGAAUGCUUUUCUUUCAAGCACAAACAGUUCAAGCCGUUCCUCACAACCAAAUAAAAUGUUGCAAGUUCA